This is a messenger RNA of Dermacentor andersoni, 2011 nucleotides long. RefSeq names its product ras-like protein 1 (gene Ras85D). The record is from RefSeq and is a predicted model, not a curated record. Gene Ontology annotation, biological process: signal transduction. Gene Ontology annotation, molecular function: GTP binding; GTPase activity. Gene Ontology annotation, cellular component: membrane. NCBI's taxonomy places the organism in Eukaryota, Metazoa, Arthropoda, Arachnida, Ixodida, Ixodidae.
GUUCUGCACAGGCACUUCGUGGUCUGCUGGGGCAGCAGGGGUGUCGGCGCAAGUGUGGGUAGUGGGUAGGCAGUUGCCUCUCAGUGUGACUUCGCUCGUAGCAGUGAGAGUAGUGCGCUUCCAUGUGCCUCUGAGUGCGGACAUUGCUGUGUUUUCCGCGCGUGCGAGGAAUUUUGUGCACGGGACACCGCGGGUAGGCCCGAAAAGGUGAUCGUGCAAACGACAGUGCCGGCAGCCUACAGAGCACCGCCACAAUGACGGAAUAUAAACUAGUUGUCGUCGGCGCGGGUGGCGUGGGAAAGAGUGCCUUGACAAUCCAGCUCAUACAGAACCACUUUGUGGACGAAUACGACCCGACAAUAGAGGACUCCUACCGGAAGCAGGUGGUGAUUGAUGGAGAGACAUGCCUCUUGGACAUCCUCGACACUGCAGGUCAAGAGGAGUACAGUGCCAUGAGGGACCAGUACAUGCGGACGGGUGAGGGCUUUCUGCUUGUCUUCGCAGUCAACAACGGCAAGUCAUUCGAGGACAUCAGCAUGUACAGGGAGCAGAUCAAGAGGGUGAAAGAUGCAGAUGACGUGCCCAUGGUCUUGGUAGGCAACAAGUGUGACCUGCCGACGCGGGCAGUAGACAUGAAGCAGGCGGGCGAGGUUGCGCGCAACUACGGCAUCCCAUUCAUCGAGACCAGUGCCAAGACCAGGAUGGGGGUGGACGAUGCCUUCUACACGCUCGUUCGUGAAAUUCGCAAAGAUCGUGAGUGGAAAGGCAAGGACAAGAAGCGACAUCGUAAGGAAGGUCGCAAGAAGCGCUGCUUCAUCUUAUAGGACGGGUGGGCGCAUAGCUACCAAGGACAUCGUUGGACCUUUGUUGCCAUACCAGCAGGAGAGGACAGCCUGUUGCAAACUGUUAGGGAUGUGCAAGGGGGUACCUUUUGGGGUAGCCAGCUUGCAGCAGACUGGAGGACUGGCCACGAUGUGUGCUCCGCCGUGUGUCUCACAGCGACCCUGUUCUAAUUUGUGCUGUGUUUAUCUGUGUCGUCCACUUCACGGGCGGUCUAGUAACGUGGAGCAGCAGGUGCUGCAUUGUCUUACAUUUUCACCACGUGCAUGUUCAGUUGGAUGUUGCCUGCCUCUGACAAACUUGUUAACCCCCUUUUCCUAUGUGUCCCCAGUUUAUCGAGCCAUUUUUUUUUGUGCUGUCUCUCUGUCGGGCUGGUUUCUUUUAGCUUCUCACCCGCCAGAGUACCUUUCUGUGCUUUGUGGUGGGUUCUUAUGCAUCCUGGUUGGUUGCACACUGUUGGCUGGGGGCGGGCGAUGUGAUGCUCCAAGCUGGCCCUCGUGAUGCAAAGCCCUGCUCCUAGUGCUUCCCAGGUGAACGCCAACGGCUAACUUUUGGAAUUGAGUGCGCAGCAAACUCUGGCCUCGGCACAUCUAACUGUGAAUGUUUGGUCUUGACUUCUCUAGUGUUUGUCCAAUAAUGUAGCCAACUGUUUGUUCCUAAUGUUUAUUUCGGUUACAUUUUCUGCCAUGGUGUGAAGCUCUUGCCCUGGCAGAGCUAACUGUAGCUGACUCAUGGUGCGAAGCAAUUCUUUGUGUGCACUUUGGCUUACCCAAGCGUUGUUGCUUUCUCGGCCGUUCCACGCCUACCACGGUGGCAGCAGUAGCUUUUAAUUCAUGCCUCUGACCUUUUGGUGGCUACACAAAAACGAUGCAUUGGAAUUGCAUGAUGAUUGCCAAAGCUGGUAAGACUCGACAAACCAAAGCAUGUGAGGGAUGUGAUGCCAAGACCUACCAGGUCUCGCUUAGUUCGUAUGCUAGUGUCACAAGCGUGAAUGCCUGGCUUUGGAUUUACUGCCUCUUCCCCUUUCUUGAUUGCUGUUGUGUGUCAAUGGCAUGGCAAGGGUUCAUGACAUUUAAAUGUGUGCACGAUGCCACUCCUGUCAUUGUUUCAUGCCGUUGGAAUCGAGUCAUACAGCACAAGCCUCACUUGUAUAAACUGUUUUUUAACACUA